AUGGCUUCUAAGAUCUUUCAUCCCAUCUUCUUUAUACUUCUCAUUUUCAUUCCACUUGCACCAAUUGGCCAUGCCAAGAGGAGCUCCCCAAGUGACAAAAACUCAUCACCUUUUAAUUUCAUCAAGAAAUUAAAAGGUUGUCAAAAGGGAAACAGCACAAAAGACAUCCACGAGCUCAAAGCCUAUCUCGAGAAAUUCGGUUAUUUCAGCUAUGAAAACAAUGCUCAUGCCAUGGAUGAUGAUUUCGAUGAUACCCUAGAAUCAGCCAUCAAAACCUACCAGAAAAACUACAACAUCAAACCCUCAGGUAUCGUAGAUGAUGAAACGAUAUCCAAAACGACAACCCCUCGAUGUGGGGUGCCUGAUAUUGCUAACAGCAUCAACUACAUGCAACCUCGUGACAAUAAUCACGAGUCGAGCUCGAGCAACAUCCACACAGUAUCUCACUACAGUUUCUUUCCGAGAAGCCCUAAAUGGCCAUCUUCUAAAACCUAUCUCACUUAUAGAUUCAUCUCCAACGUUCCAACAUAUGCUAGAGCCCCGGUGGCACGUGCCUUCCAAAAGUGGUAUUCCGUCACCCAAUUUUCCUUUGAACAAGUCCCAACCAAUCAAAACUCUGAUUUGGUUAUAGGGUUCUACCGCCGCGACCACAGAGAUGGAUUCCCUUUUGAUGGCCCCGGCGGAGUCCUAGCUCAUUCGUUUGCACCGACUAAUGGAAGGUUCCAUUACGAUGCCGAAGAGAGGUGGUCCGUUGGGUCAGUUCCGGGAUCUUAUGACCUUGAAACCCUUGCACUUCAUGAAAUCGGACACCUUUUAGGGCUUGAACACAGUAGAGUUAAUGAAGCUAUCAUGUUUCCGACGUUUUCAGCCGGACAGGUCAAGAACUUGCAUCCAGAUGAUAUCCAAGGAAUAAGAGCUUUGUACAAUCAGUGA
This is a messenger RNA of Salvia splendens (bonfire salvia), 933 nucleotides long. Its product is annotated as metalloendoproteinase 3-MMP-like. The transcript has a single exon. Gene Ontology annotation, biological process: proteolysis; collagen catabolic process; extracellular matrix organization. Gene Ontology annotation, molecular function: zinc ion binding; metalloendopeptidase activity. Gene Ontology annotation, cellular component: extracellular matrix. Bases 1 to 933 code for a protein of 310 amino acids. Lineage: Eukaryota; Viridiplantae; Streptophyta; Magnoliopsida; Lamiales; Lamiaceae. The record is from RefSeq and is a predicted model, not a curated record.